AUUUCAUGUCCACUCCAAUGGCUACGAAGAAUCGAGAAUCCGUAUGAGAGAUUUAAGCAAGUUCCAGGAUCCAGCCAGAUCCGGAAACCGCAUACUAAGGGCCAGAAACAAGACAGGUGAGACAAACAUGAACCAAUGCUCUCAAAGCACCCAAGGAACCAUUCGUUCGUCCUUUUCUCGUCUUUAACGACCUCAUGUUGCUACUCCACAACGCCACCACCCGCAUCAUCUUGCCCAGAAAAUCCAGUAUCUUUCAUAGUCAAGAAAUGCAUUUCGCUCUUACAGAACUAUGGCUCUUCCGAACUCAAACUCAGACAAAUCCACGCUUUCUCUCUCAGGCAUGGGGUCCCACUCAACGACCCUGAUAUCGGCAAACACCUUAUUUACAGUCUUGUUUCCCUCUCGACUCCCAUUUCUUACCCUUACAGCAUCUUUUCUCGAAUCCAGAGCUCCAAUGUAUUCAUUUGGAAUACCAUGAUUAGAGGCUAUGCUGAGAGUGAAAACCCAGAGCCAGCCCUCGAAUUAUACCGCCAGAUGCAGGCGUCUUGCAUCGAACCUGAUACUCAUACAUACCCCUUUCUUUUAAAAGCCGUUGCUAAGUUGGCGGACAUAAGAGUUGGUGAAAAUAUGCAUUCCACUGUUAUAAGAAAUGGGUUCGAGUCGUUAGUCUUUGUUCAGAACUCUAUGCUUCAUAUGUAUGCUGCCUGUGGACUCGUCGACAGUGCGUAUAAGAUGUUUGAAUUAAUGCCUGCAAGAGACGUCGUGGCUUGGAAUUCUGUGAUCAAUGGGUUCGCUCUUAAUGGGAAACCUAACGAGGCUUUGACUCUCUUCAGGGAAAUGGGUUUGGAGGGUGUGGAGCCAGAUGGGUUCACUUUGGUCAGUUUGUUUUCUGCUUGUGCUGAGCUUGGUGCUUUGGCAUUGGGUAACAGAAUUCACGUGUAUAUAGUGAAGGUUGGUUUGAGUGAGAAUUUGCAUGUUAAGAAUGCGCUUUUGGACCUUUAUGCAAAGUGUGGUAGCAUUAGAGAGGCAAAGAAAGUAUUUAAUGAGAUGAAGGAAAGGAAUGUUGUUUCUUGGAGUUCUUUGAUUGUUGGAUUGGCUGUCAAUGGCUUUGUUAAGGAAGCACUUCAGCUUUUCAAGGAGAUGGAAAGAAAGGGAUUGGUGCCUAGUGAAGUUACUUUUGUUGGGGUUCUCUAUGCUUGUAGUCAUUGCGGGAUGGUUGAUGAAGGUUUCGAUUAUUUUACGAGGAUGAAAGAGGAAUAUGGUAUUUUGCCCAAGAUAGAACAUCAUGGUUGCAUGGUUGAUCUGUUGAGUAGGGCUGGCUUGGUAAAGGAGGCAUAUCACUACAUCCAAAACAUGCCAUUGCAGCCUAAUGCUGUUAUUUGGAGGACAUUGCUCGGAGCAUGCACCACAUAUGGCCAUUUGACUUUAGGAGAGUAUGCAAGAGCUCAAAUUUUACAGCUGGAACCUGGAUGUAGUGGUGACUACGUGCUCCUCUCGAACCUAUAUGCAUCAGAGCAACGCUGGUCUGAUGUGCACAUCUUGAGGCGAAAAAUGCUUAGGGAAGGGGUGAAGAAAGUACCAGGUUAUAGCCUUGUAGAGUUGGGCAAUCAUGUGUACGAAUUUGUCAUGGGCGAUAGAUCUCAUCCUCAAAGUGAGGAAAUCUAUGCAAUGCUAGCAGAAAUCACAAAGAGGUUAAGAUUAGAAGGUUAUGCUCCCCAUACAGCCAAUGUGCUUGCUGAUAUAGAGGAAGAAGAAAAGGAGAAUGCUUUGUCUUACCAUAGCGAGAAGAUUGCAAUUGCUUUCAUGCUGCUUAAGACAGCACCAGGUACCCCAAUCAGGGUUGUGAAGAAUUUGAGAGUUUGUGCAGAUUGUCAUAUGGCCAUUAAGCUUCUAUCAAAAGUUUUCAAACGAGAGAUUAUCAUCAGGGAUCGAAGUAGGUUUCACCAUUUCAGAAACGGUUCUUGUUCUUGUAUGGAUUACUGGUAGUCGAAUUCAAGGAUUCUAUUCAAAAUCUCAGAUACUGAUAAGCAACGGAAUGCAAUUCAGGUACAGAGAUGAAGGUGAAUGUUCGAACUUGAAAUGGCAGAGUUUGCUCACUUGCACUGCCCUCGCUCUGUGCAUGGUAAAAACCCAAACUUGAAUUCCACCAUUGUUAUCAGUAAGCAACAGAGCAGUUUUAAGUUAGUUAUCCAAUUUUUCUCUGUUCCAUUGUCCCUCACUCUUAAACACUCAUGCGCAAACAUUUGGUUUACCUGGUUGAUGGAUGUACUCUAUUAUUUA
Molecule: messenger RNA, 2280 nt
Organism: Theobroma cacao (cacao)
Lineage: Eukaryota; Viridiplantae; Streptophyta; Magnoliopsida; Malvales; Malvaceae
Product: Tetratricopeptide repeat (TPR)-like superfamily protein
Biological process (GO): RNA modification
Molecular function (GO): RNA binding; zinc ion binding; protein binding
Source: RefSeq, a predicted model, not a curated record